Messenger RNA from Silurus meridionalis, 2038 nucleotides. RefSeq names its product fatty-acid amide hydrolase 1-like. The record is from RefSeq and is a predicted model, not a curated record. The transcript is spliced from 15 exons. The coding region runs from base 29 to 1780 and encodes 583 amino acids. Gene Ontology annotation, biological process: fatty acid catabolic process. Gene Ontology annotation, molecular function: amidase activity; fatty acid amide hydrolase activity. Lineage: Eukaryota; Metazoa; Chordata; Actinopteri; Siluriformes; Siluridae.
GAGUGUAUGAGGAAACAGGUUGAAGCAGAUGAGUGGAGUAAUGGAAGGUGAGUGGAAGCGUGUAGCAGUGGCUCUGCUCUGUGCUGCCGGUGUGAGUGUUUUCCUGCUGAAAUGGAGAAAACAGGAGAAAGUGAAAAGGAAACUGCAAAGAGCCAGAGAGAAGAGAGAGAAGGAGCUCGGACAGGCAGAAAAAGCAGUCCAACACUUUAGGACUCAGAAUCCUGGUGUUGAUUUGAGCUCCAUCCUGACCCUUUCACUGGCUGAACUGAGUCAGCGGAUCAGAGGAGGAUCUCUGCAGCCCGACGCUGUGCUCCAUGCCUACAUGGAAAAGGCUCUGGAGGUGCACAAGAAACUAAACUGUGGUACUGCUGUCCUUACUGAGAGUCUGAACCAACUGGAAGACAUCGAGUCUCACAAAGACGGCCUUCUUUAUGGCAUUCCGGUCAGCAUCAAGGACAAUCUGGAUUAUGAGGGCUACGACUCAACCUGUGGCGUGUUGACUAAGCUAAACAAUCCUGCCGUUAAGGACAGCGUGGUGGUCUCAGUGCUGAAAAAGCAGGGAGCAAUCCCCUUCAUCAAAACCAACAUCCCACAAGGUCUCCUUAACUAUGAAUGUAGUAACCCCAUAUACGGAAGAACAGUGAACCCCUGCAACAUUGAAAAGGUGUGUGGCGGCUCUUCAGGAGGUGAGGGAGCUCUGAUUGCUGGAGGAGGAUCUAUUCUGGGUCUGGGAACCGACAUCGGAGGAAGCAUCCGCAUCCCAGCUGCUUUCUGUGGCAUCUGUGCCUUAAAACCAACAAACAACAGGAUCAGUGUGCGUGGACUCUCUUCAUGUGUAAAAGGCGGAAAGACGGCCCUGUCGGCCGUUGGUCCCAUGGCCCGUGAUGUGGAGAGUCUGGCUCUGUGUAUGAAAGCUUUACUCUGCCCAGACAUGUUCACUCUGGACCCUACGGUUCCUCCACUACCGUUCAACCAGGAGGUGUACGAGAGUUUGGAGCCCCUGAGGAUUGGAUACUACGAGAACGACGAGUACCAUCAGCCGUCUCCAGCAAUGAGCAGAGCUCUAUGGAAGACCAAAGAGCUCCUGGAAAAAGCGGGACACACGCUAAUUCCAUUCAACCCUCCUCGCAUAUUCACCGCCUUCAAUGAGUUGGUUGUGAGGGGAAACCUGGCAGACGGCGGCGCCACCCUUCUACAGCACUUUAAGGAAGGCCCCAUCGAUCCAUCUCUGCAGUACCAGGUUUCAAACUGGAGUCUUCCCACGUUUAUGAAGAGAAUCAUAUCUCUGCUUCUUAGACCUUUUUAUCCACGCAUGGCUGCCCUCGUACACGCCUCCAGUGGAGUCAGCUCUCCAGCAGAUCUGUGGAAACAGCACAAAGAGGCUGAGGAUUACAUCCAUGAGACUGUAGCUGAGUGGAGGAGGCUGGUGCUGGAUGUUCUCCUCUGCCCCAUGCUGGGGCCGGCCUACAACUUCAACUACACCGGAAAACUAAGCGGUCCUCUGAGUUACACCGCUCUCUAUAACGUGCUCAACUUCCCUGUCGGAGUCGUUCCUGUUACAGUGGUCACGGACGAGGAUGAAGAUCAGCUCAAACACUACAAAGGGAACUUUGGAGACGUCUCAUACAAGACCUUUGUCAAGGCCAUACAAGGUGGUGUGGGUCUGCCUAUAGGAGUGCAGUGUGUGGCUCCACCCUGGCAAGAAGAGAUGUGUUUACGUCUUAUGAGAGAAGUGGAAAAGCUUUGUGCCAAGAACAAAAGCUUUAACAUGCACCACUAAACACACACACACACACACACACACACACAUGCACACACAGGUUAUCUUUGUCACACAGAUUGACAGAUUAAAAGGACAUUAUCUCAUGAAAAUUUAUCGAGCUACUCACGAUCCAGACUUGGGUGUGGGCGUGGCCUAAGGUUUUCAUUCAGUUCUGAUUAUGAAUUGUGAAUUUUGAUUACAUUUUAAUGCAGACAUAUUUGGCAUUAUUUAAUAUAAUCUGCAUUCCUAAAACUUAAUAAACCAAUCUGGUGUGUG